AUGCCUUCAGCUAGAGUCUCACGGGUGGCGCUACCGUUAAUGAGCAUAUGCCGACCUACAAAGCAAGCUGCACCUGCUAUUUACCAUGUCGCAAGAAGUGUACAUCAAAGUACUCGAUUACCUGCUAUUGCAGCUUCGAACGCACGAAACCGACCUACUUUACAUCCAUUACACCAGCCGUCGAAUCUGCUAAAUCCUGCAGCAGUCGGUGGUACACGUAGCAUCUUUAUACAGACCGAACCUACUCCAAAUGAGCACGCUCUAAAGUUUCUUCCUGGGAUUACAGUACUUCCCAAGGACUUCAACUCGGCCUUUGUCGAAUACUCGAACCCUCGGGCUACAAUAUCUCCUCCUCAUCCUUCGCCGCUAGCUGCUAGUUUAAUGAACGUUGAUGGAGUCGCGCGGGUAUUUUAUGGAACAGAUUUCAUUACAGUAACGAAACGCGAGGAUGCGCAGUGGCCACACGUCAAGCCAGAGGUGUUUGCACUUAUUACAGAAGCUGUGACCUCCGGCGCACCAAUGGUCAAUGUAGUGGGCGAUCAAGCUGGGCAAGUGGAUAGUUUGAGUUAUGAUGAGAAUGACCCAGAGGUGGUUGGCAUGAUCAAAGAGUUGCUCGAGACGCGGAUUCGGCCAGCUAUACAAGACGACGGUGGAGACAUUGAUUAUUGCGGUUUUGAGGACGGCCAGGUCCUUGUAAAGCUCCGAGGUUCUUGUGACGGUUGUGCCUCGAGUGCUGUCACCCUUAAAAACGGAAUUGAGGGUAUGCUUAUGCACUAUAUUGAGGAAGUGAAAGGAGUAACUCAGGUGCUUGACGAGGCUGAAAAGGUCUCUGAAUUAGAAUUCGCAAAGUUCGAAGAGAAGCUUUUGGGUUCAAGAAAAGGACCUGACGAAAAGCAGCAGGAAAACGUAGGGGCUUAA
Molecule: messenger RNA, 918 nt
Organism: Glarea lozoyensis ATCC 20868
Lineage: Eukaryota; Fungi; Ascomycota; Leotiomycetes; Helotiales; Helotiaceae
Product: Fe-S cluster assembly (FSCA)
Exons: 2
Coding region: 1-918 (305 amino acids)
Biological process (GO): iron-sulfur cluster assembly
Cellular component (GO): mitochondrion
Molecular function (GO): iron-sulfur cluster binding; iron ion binding
Source: RefSeq, a predicted model, not a curated record